Messenger RNA from Triticum aestivum (bread wheat), 2958 nucleotides. RefSeq lists its product as uncharacterized. The transcript has 5 exons. The record is from RefSeq and is a predicted model, not a curated record. Bases 1210 to 2958 code for a protein of 582 amino acids. Lineage: Eukaryota; Viridiplantae; Streptophyta; Magnoliopsida; Poales; Poaceae.
CUGAUCCUCCUUCCUUACUUCCCUUUCUGUUGGUAGGGGAUUAAAAUCAUAUCCUUUGCUGAAGUACGGAUCUGAGCUUUUAAACCCAGAUGUUGGAAGGUUGGGGUACGAUCUGGCAGAACAAUCUUGUUUGAUUUCGGACGUAUACCUGCUCUUUGCUUAGGUACCAUACUUCAUGUCUUUUUCCUUUUACCUACUACCCUCACAGAUUGGGUGAAUAGUCUAUAGAUGAAUCCAUGCACGUAACCUCCUUUAGGCCAUGAACGCCCGUGCAUCUUGUCCCGUAUAUAUGCAGAAAUUUUGGUCUCGCAAUGACGUGCCGGCAAGUAAUAUACGAACUUGGUCCGACAUACAAUUGUAGAGAUCAAUAUUUUUUUAUAUACUUAAAAUUCUCGUUUUAAAGAUCAAACGUAUACCUUUCUCACAGUUGGCGUGCUGGCAAGUUGAUAUGAACUUGGUCCGACGUACAAAUUGUGAGAUAUGUCAUACGAUCAACGAAACUCCCUUUUAUUCAUGCAACAAUUAUCAACUCUUUCCAAAUUUAUAUAAGAUGCUCGCUUAAAGAUCACAAGUAUAUUUUUUUCACAGUUGGUGUGCCGGCAAAUUUAUAUGAACUUGGCCCGGCGUACAAACUGUGAGAUCAAUGUUUUAUUUAUUAGAUGGCCGUUUAAAGAUGCAAACUUAUAUCUUCCUCACAGUUGGCGUGCCGGCAAGUUUAUAUGAACUUGGUCCGACGUCCAAACUGUAGAGCUCAAUUUAUAUAUAAGAUGCUCAUUUUAAGGCUACACACAUAUACCCUUCUCACAGUUGGCGUGCCGGGAAGUUUAUAUGAACUUGGUCCGACGUACAAACUGCGAGAUCAAUGAGACUUCUCUUUAUUUGAUGCAAGAAUUACCAACUCUUUCAAGGUUUUGCAUAUAUCAACUUUUUUCAAAGUUUUGCAUCCAUCAACCCUUUCAAAGUUGACACGUAUCUCUUUUUUAGGAUAAUUCAUUUUGCUGGUAUUUGACCUUUGCAUAAUUUUUUAGCACUAAUAGUCAUCAUCACUUUUUGUGAGUGCAAAUCCUUUCCUCUUCAUCAGGGGCUGGCUUCGCUCGGACUAUUGCCUCCGUGGUAAAAUUUCCAUUCAUUUACCAUGGUCACUUGUUUUUGCUGUUUUGAACAUGACUUGUAACUGUACCAACACACGUAUAUUUUUCUUGUAUAGAGAUGGCGCAGAAUUCGCCCACGGUUCCCUCACAUCGACUAUCCCUUGUCGAGCUAGCCAAGCAACAGAAACUAUAUGAACCUAGCUCCGAUGACCAAGACUGUCCCAUAGUUAAAGCUAUAAGUAUACCAAAGGGUGAACUCGACUACGGCCCUCGCGGUUGGCGAGCGAGACAGUCCAAACUAGCUUACUCAUAUUACCCAUUGGCGGCUUCACCGCGAACUGAUACAGCUUUCUGUCUGGGUACUAGGAUGGUAUCCAAAGGUCUGACUUGGGAACGUCAUGAUAUUGAGUAUAUGCCCCGUCCUUCAGGUUAUAAUGAAUGGGGGGCAAACAUCUUACGGAAUCAUUCUUUUUCCCUAAAAGGACUUGGUGAAGGUUCAGAUUACCUAUGUGGAGCCAUUUACUGCUCUUUGGGUGAUUAUUCUAUUUCCCCUGCCUUGCUAAGAUCUCUGUUAGAAAAAUGGGAUCCAAAAACCAACACGUUCCUAUUCUCAUGUGGUGAACGCACUAUUACACUCCUUGAUAUGUAUCAAAUGGCUGGUCUCCCUCUGGAUGGAGACUUAUAUGAAGAAUUUAUCCCACCAGAACACGCACUAGACCCCUCCCUUUGCCAAUUCCCUGACUUCUUGGCAGACCUAUUAUCCACACAUGAUCAUCUUGCCAAGAAUAAUGGCGGCCACGUGACUUUCCAGGUCUGGUGUGACUAUUUUCACAACCGGCGAGACCACUCUGUUCCUUACGCGUCUCUUCGUGAGGUACGCUUGUAUGUCGCGGCGUACAUUGCUGUUUGGUUGUGCUACUUUGUUGUCAUUGGCGGGGGAGCCUAUGUUCGCGCUCGCGCUGGUGUCCUUGUGAUGGCGUCCUGGAUCGCUCUAGGGCGUCGAAUUUCAUUAGCUCCACCAGCACUUUGCUCUAUCUAUUUUUCGCUUCGUCACAUCAGCACCCAUCCUGUAGGACCCUGCUAUCGGAUUAGGGGAUGGCCUGUCCAUUUCAUUAUCGGCUGGAUGGGGGUUUAUCUGAAGAAUGUAUUUGGUAAACGAGCAAAAGUGAGCAAAUUUCCAACUCCUAAGCUUUGUCCAGGGAGAUUAUCUAUGGUGGGGACUAUGUUUAGGAUUCCACACGAUUUUAGCCCUGAAAAGGCGCACGAUUUCUUUGAGAAACACAAGAAUAUUGUGUGGUACCCCUCAAAUUUCUCUGACUUGGCUACUAUUGAGGCAAGAGAAAUGCCGGCAGUGAAUCAUUGGAGGGACAUCUUAAGAGGUUACACCUUGGAUAACAAUGCCCCACCGCCUUUGUUGCAACAGAAGCGGAAAAAUAAUCCAAAUGAUGUUUCUGCAAGUUCCUCUUCCAAUCCUCGACUACUUAUAAGCGUGACCGUAUCAGGCACGCGUUUAAAUGCAAGGAAGGAGGGUACUGACAUUUUGGUUGAUGGGAGUUCAGAGGGACCUAGUCCAAAUGCAACAAUCUCUUUCGAUGGGGAGGAGAGACCUGCUGUCAAAAGGAAGAUUGAUUCUUCUCUUGGAGAAAGCCCAUGUAACCUAGACGAGUUGGUUGAAUUUAUGCAUGAACUUGGUGAUACAGGGACUGAUGAUAAUAUCAUAGGUUCUGAUCUAUCAUUUGAAGAUUUUAAUAUAUCAGAACCAUCUCUUAAUCUUCCAACUCCCCCCACUAUCAUUUAUCUUGCCGCUCCUUCUUAUCGCCAGGUGGUGCGGAAGGAGCUUCUAAUCUCAUCAGUGGCGAGGGAAUAA